Molecule: messenger RNA, 477 nt
Organism: Opisthorchis viverrini
Lineage: Eukaryota; Metazoa; Platyhelminthes; Trematoda; Opisthorchiida; Opisthorchiidae
Exons: 2
Coding region: 1-477 (158 amino acids)
Source: RefSeq, a predicted model, not a curated record
AUGCACAGACGAACGGCAAAGAAGCGGAUGUUUGUGGGUAUUCAUUUAAACAAGGAAGUACUAGCGCAGGAGCUGAAAACUGCACCAACACUGGCGGAACUAUCUACCGCAGUUGGAGAAUCACCUAAAUUUUUGUCAGUGCGUCUGGACAGCGGAGGUGGUGUAGACGGUACGGGUAAUCGGUUUCUGAAGUGCAGCAAACAACUAUCGAUCAAGUGUCAAGAUGGCGUUCAAGGGCAACCUACUAGCCAACUCGAACCUGGAUGCGCUGACAACGGGAGUAUGAGUGAUCAAUCAAUUGGAAAAUGUUUGAGACCGAUGGGGAAGUCAUCGUUUCAGAGUAUGAGUGGUUGUUUGGCGGCACAUUUGAGUGGUGGGCCUAUACCCAGAGCCGGAAAUGAGUUUUCAGCUCAGCGACUACUCAACGAACAGAACGUGUUUGUUCCGGAAUCACCGAGGUGUGUGAAGCAUGACUGA